UAGAUUUUUGUGACGACAUUCUGACUUGAAAGCCAAGAACUCACAAACAUGUCUACCUUCGCCUUCCUUCUUCUCUGCGUUCAGGCCUGCUUGGUCCAGAACGCCUUCGGCAUGUGCGCCAGAGGUAUCGUGGGCCCGGCCAUCGCCGCCCCCGCCAUCGCUCCUCUCGGCGUGCCCGCCUGCGGUGCCGCUCUCGCUGCUCCCGCUCUUGCUCCCUUCGGCGCUCCCGCCCUCGCCGCCCCUGGUCUCGGCUGGGCUGGUCUGGCCGGUCCCGCUGUCGGCACCUACGGAGGCACUGGCAUCGGUAACGUUGCCGUCGCCGGUGAGCUGCCCGUGGCUGGUACCACCGCUGUCGCCGGACAGGUGCCCAUCAUCGGCGCCGUGGAGUUCGGUGGACCCGCUGCUGCCGCUGGUGCCGUCACCAUCGCUGGCAGUUGCGGCUGCGGAUGCGGUGCCCCUUACAUUUAUUAAUAACCUACGAUGACUAUGACUAAUAAAUGCAAUAACAAAUUAAA
Manduca sexta (tobacco hornworm) is the source of this 515-nucleotide messenger RNA. Its product is annotated as chorion class CA protein ERA.1-like. Lineage: Eukaryota; Metazoa; Arthropoda; Insecta; Lepidoptera; Sphingidae. The transcript has 2 exons. The coding region runs from base 49 to 471 and encodes 140 amino acids. Gene Ontology annotation, molecular function: structural constituent of egg chorion. The record is from RefSeq and is a predicted model, not a curated record. Gene Ontology annotation, biological process: multicellular organism development; chorion-containing eggshell formation. Gene Ontology annotation, cellular component: egg chorion.